AUGGCGUUAAACCACUCGUGUAUACCGAAUGUGGCGCCAAGUUUUGAUCCACGUACCCGAACUCUCGCUUUCCACGCUAUUGUGGAGAUACCUCAAGGUUACGCCGUAAAAUACUCUUACAUCGACUUGUUACAGACGAGAAAAAGACGACAGUCACUGCUUUUGAAAGGUUUCGGUUUUGACUGUGUCUGCGAUCGCUCUCGCGUGCUGGUACAAUUGGUGCAACUUGUGAACGCAAACCAAAGUGACGUGAAACAACGCGUUGCUAGCUUGAAAAAGCAGCAUGAAAACGUAUUUAAGCGCAGUGUUGAGGCUCAGUUUGCACUCUUCACUGCUGAGAUGCAGCUCGCUCGAGCUCAACGCGACUGGGUGAACGUCAUCGAAGCUGCUGAAAUGUUACUGGAGAUCUGGACGCGUUGCGGUCUGCCGGAUUGCUAUCAUACCACGGAAACACUACAUCUGCAGAUUUGUCUGGCUGCAAAGCAAGCUGGGAUGCUUGAGAAGUAUGAAAGAUCAGCCCAAAAAGUGUCAACCAUUCGACAAAUCUGUGGAUAUUCACAUCCAGAGAACCUCGUCAGUUAG
Phytophthora infestans T30-4 is the source of this 582-nucleotide messenger RNA. RefSeq lists its product as uncharacterized. The record is from RefSeq and is a predicted model, not a curated record. The coding region runs from base 1 to 582 and encodes 193 amino acids. NCBI's taxonomy places the organism in Eukaryota, Oomycota, Peronosporomycetes, Peronosporales, Peronosporaceae. The transcript is spliced from 2 exons.